This is a messenger RNA of Laccaria bicolor S238N-H82, 360 nucleotides long. RefSeq lists its product as uncharacterized. The transcript has 2 exons. Bases 1 to 360 code for a protein of 119 amino acids. The record is from RefSeq and is a predicted model, not a curated record. Lineage: Eukaryota; Fungi; Basidiomycota; Agaricomycetes; Agaricales; Hydnangiaceae.
AUGAACGUAAAUGUUACUACAAGCACCAACAAUAUCAUGGGAUUGGAUCCUAGAGCCCUGCAAGUGGUCGAGGGAGGUGGUCUUCACACCCUUGAAAUUGUGGCUGAGUCUGCGGAUGUUUCACCACUGCUGAAGGCAGCUGUUGUUGAGACCUUGGCCCUCAUCAGCAUUGUUAAGGAAUUCAAUUUCAGUCAGAAAUCUUGGGCAGAGUUCACCCAAAGUCUCAUCGAGAAAGUCAAGAAGAUCAUCCAGUAUACUUACCAUUACAGCAAGGAUCACCUGUUCACUUUGCAUUAUAGUCUUGAGCUUUUCAAAGAGUGUGUGUUUGUGACUAUUGUCCUGGAUGCCCAUCAAUUGUAA